This is a messenger RNA of Ochotona curzoniae (black-lipped pika), 2922 nucleotides long. RefSeq names its product procollagen-lysine,2-oxoglutarate 5-dioxygenase 1 (gene PLOD1). NCBI's taxonomy places the organism in Eukaryota, Metazoa, Chordata, Mammalia, Lagomorpha, Ochotonidae. The transcript has 19 exons. Gene Ontology annotation, cellular component: endoplasmic reticulum. The coding region runs from base 28 to 2211 and encodes 727 amino acids. The record is from RefSeq and is a predicted model, not a curated record. Gene Ontology annotation, molecular function: L-ascorbic acid binding; iron ion binding; procollagen-lysine 5-dioxygenase activity. Gene Ontology annotation, biological process: peptidyl-lysine hydroxylation.
CGCCGCGAGCGUCCCCAGGCCCCGGCCAUGCGGUCCCUGCUGCUCCUGGCCCCGUUGGGCUGGCUGCUUCUGGUCCCAGCGAAGGGUGAUGGCAAGCCGGAGGACAACCUGCUAGUCCUCACGGUGGCCACCAAAGAGACGGAGGGCUUCCGCCGCUUCAAGCGCUCUGCCCAGUUCUUCAACUACAAGAUCCAGGUGCUCGGCCUGGGGGAGGACUGGCAUGAGCAGACGGGGCUGUCGGCAGGUGGAGGGCAGAAGGUUCGGCUGCUGAAGAAAGCUCUGGAGAAGCACGCGGACAAGGAGGACCUGGUCAUUCUCUUCACCGACAGCUAUGAUGUGGUAUUUGCGUCGGGACCCCGCGAGCUCCUGAAGAAGUUCCGGCAGGCCAGGAGUCAGGUGGUCUUCUCAGCCGAGGAGCUCAUCUACCCAGACCGCAGGCUGGAGGCCAAGUACCCGGUGGUGUCCGAUGGAAAGAGGUUCCUGGGCUCUGGAGGCUUCAUCGGCUAUGCCCCCUACCUCAGCAAACUGGUGGCCGAGUGGGAGGGCCAGGACAGUGACAGCGACCAGCUCUUUUACACCAAGAUCUUCUUGGACCCGGAAAAGCGGGCACGGAUCAACAUCACCCUGGAUCACCGCUGCCGCAUCUUCCAGAACCUGGAUGGAGCCUUGGAUGAGGUCGUGCUCAAGUUUGAAAUGGGCCAUGUGCGAGCGCGGAACCUGGCUUACGACACCCUCCCUGUCCUCAUCCAUGGCAAUGGACCCACUAAGCUGCAGUUGAACUACCUGGGCAACUACAUCCCACGCUUCUGGACCUUCGAGACGGGCUGCGCCGUGUGUGACGAGGGCCUGCGCAGCCUCAAGGGCCUUGGGGAUGAUGAUCUGCCCGUGGUCCUGGUUGGCGUGUUCAUCGAGCAGCCCACGCCAUUCCUGUCACUGUUCUUCAAGCGCCUCCUGCGCCUCCACUAUCCCCGGAGACAGAUGCGGCUUUUCAUCCACAACCACGAGCAGCACCACAAGGCCCAGGUGGAGCAGUUUCUGGUGGAGCACGGUGCUGAGUACCAGUCUGUGAAGCUGCUGGGCCCCGAGGUGCGGAUGGCGAAUGCGGACGCCAGGAACCUGGGCGCAGACCUGUGCCGGCAGGACCGUACCUGCACCUAUUACUUCAGCAUGGAUGCCGACGUGGCCUUGACUGAGCCUGACAGCCUGCGGCUGCUGAUUGAGCAGAACAAGAAUGUCCUCACCCCACUGCUGACGCGCCACGGGAGGCUGUGGUCCAACUUCUGGGGGGCGCUGAGCGCUGACGGCUACUACGCCCGCUCCGAAGACUACGUGGACAUCGUGCAGGGGCGGCGGGCCGGUGUCUGGAACGUGCCAUACAUCUCGAACAUCUACCUGAUCAAAGGUAGUGCUCUGCGGGCUGAGCUGCAGCACCCCGACCUGUUCCACCACAGUAAGCUGGACCCGGAUAUGGCCUUCUGCGCCAACCUCCGGCAGCAGGAGGUGUUCAUGUUCCUGACCAACCGCUAUUCCUUUGGCCACCUGCUCUCCCUGGACAGCUACCAGACCACCCACCUCCACGGCGAUCUCUGGGAGGUGUUCAGCAACCCCGAGGACUGGAAGGAGAAAUACAUCCAUGAGGACUACGACAAGGCCUUGGCGGGGAAGCUGGUGGAGAUGCCUUGCCCAGAUGUGUACUGGUUCCCCAUCUUCACGGAGGUGGCUUGUGACGAGCUGGUGGAGGAGAUGGAACACUACGGCCAGUGGUCCCGGGGCGACAACAAGGACAACCGCAUCCAGGGUGGCUAUGAAAACGUUCCCACCAUUGACAUUCACAUGAACCAGAUUGGCUUUGAGCGGGAAUGGCACAAGUUCCUGGUGGAAUACGUUGCCCCCAUGACGGAGAAGCUAUACCCAGGCUACUACACCAGGGCCCAGUUUGAUCUGGCCUUCGUGGUCCGCUACAAGCCUGACGAGCAGCCCUCGCUGAUGCCGCACCACGAUGCCUCCACCUUCACCGUCAACAUCGCCCUGAACCGGGUCGGGGUGGAUUAUGAGGGUGGGGGAUGUCGCUUCCUGCGCUACAACUGCUCCAUCCGAGCUCCAAGGAAAGGGUGGGCCCUGAUGCACCCCGGACGGCUCACGCACUACCAUGAAGGGCUCCCCACCACCAAGGGCACACGCUACAUCGCUGUCUCCUUUGUCGACCCCUAACUGGCCCAGCCCAGCCCACUUGAACCUGUCUUCUUGGCUGACAACCACUGCCCAGCAGCCCCUGGGGCCUCGGCGUCCCUGGGAAGCCAGCCGGUUGUCCUGUGGCUCCGGGAGCCACCAGCAGAGUGAUGAGUGAUGGGUGCAGGCCAAAGGCGAAGCUCACUCCCGGGACCCCAGACUAGGGCCUGGCGGGCCUCUCUGGAUCUGGCCACCGAAGCGCUGGGCACUUUCCUGCUUGGGAGGGACUCAUCCUUCCUGACCUGUCUUGAAGAACAGACGACCCCUCUUCCCACGCUUCUCCCCAAGGCGAGACUGGAGCAGCAAGGCGCUCUCCUAGCUGCCGGGAGGGGCACCGAGACCCCACAGCCACAUCUUGGGCUCCUCCCUCUUCCUGUAGCAGCCACAGUGACUUCGGUUUCCAGCUCCAGGUGGGCAGAGAGCUGGAUCAGCAACCAGUUUCUCACCCUGAGCUGGAGACUGCCAAAGCCUCUUCCCCUGGGGCUCCUGUCAGGGACACAAACUUGUCCAUGAUGGACGCAAGACCUUCCUGGGAGCCAGGAUGGGUAUGGGCACCCCAGCUCCAUCCUCACACAGCUGGACUCCUGCUGGGGCGGCGUCACCCCAUGUCCACACACUGCCACGGGUCACCCUGUCCUCACUGCCUCCAGACAGAGAGACAGUCGGUCAGCAAUAGUUUCUAUUAAAGGUUCU